Physella acuta is the source of this 4769-nucleotide messenger RNA. RefSeq names its product CD109 antigen. NCBI's taxonomy places the organism in Eukaryota, Metazoa, Mollusca, Gastropoda, Physidae. The record is from RefSeq and is a predicted model, not a curated record. Gene Ontology annotation, molecular function: endopeptidase inhibitor activity. Gene Ontology annotation, cellular component: extracellular region.
GUUCACACAGAGUACGUUAGCUACAAUCCGGACGUCCCAUUGAGAUUUUGUAGAACCAGCUCAGGAGGGGAACUACUAGAGGAUGAAGGAGUUAUUGUUCUCACUGAUGCCAACGUGUACCAAGAUGGAUUGAAAUAUGACAUUGGGGAGGAUUCUCUUGAGAAGGCAGCGUCCUAUCGCGUACCCCGAGCUCAAUCGUACGCUGCGCAGAACGCAGAACCACAAUUUCCAAAACCUGCGCGAGUCAGAGAAAUCUCUCCCGAGUCUUGGCUAUGGACUGAUGCUUACGUCGGAGUGAACGGCUCAGCAUCUAUCACUGCCACGGUACCAGACACCAUUACGUCAUGGGUGGUCAGUGCCUUCGCCAUCAAUUCAAACUCUGGUCUGGGCGUGGCCCAAACACAAGCUCGCCUGAAAGUCUUCCGACCGUUUUUUGUCAGCCUCAACCUCCCCUACUCUGUGACUCGUGGUGAGCAGCUGGCAUUUCAAGCAAACGUCUUCAACUACCUGCCAGCCGAUAUGCAGGUACGGGUGACGCUGGCCGCGUCUAAACGUUUCCACAACAUUUUUAUCGACGCCACAGGAAACCAGGAACUGAAACAGGUUGAUGUUGUACAGGAUAUUAUGGUCAAGGCUGGUGAGGCCAAGUCUGUGUAUUUCCCUAUCGUCCCUGCCGACCUUGGUAGAAUUGACGUGGAGGUCAAGGCCCAAUCCACCAAGGCCGCCGACGCUGUGCGCAGACAACUCCUUGUUGAGGCUGAAGGUGUCCCCAAGCAAUACAACGUUCCUGUCCUCAUCGACCUGAGAGACGGCAAAAAAACUUUCUCAAAGACCAUUGACCUUACGCUGCCUGACAACGUAAUGAAGGGAUCUGAACUGGUUAGAAUUUCGGCUGUCGGGGACCUGAUGGGUCCAACCAUAGCUGGACUGGCCUCCGUGCUCCAGUUACCAACCGGAUGUGGGGAGCAGACCAUGCUUGACCUGGCAGCGGAUGUCUACGUCACAGAUUACCUGGACUGUGUCAAUCAACUGAAUGGAGAUGUCAAGACCAAAGCCAUCAACUUCAUGGAGAGUGGCUACCAGGGUGUGCUGACCUACAAACACAGCGACGGAUCUUUCAGUGCUUUUGGCACCAGUGACAAGUCUGGCAGUAUGUGGCUGACAGCUUUUGUAGCCCGCGUCUUCCACCAGGCCAAACGUCACAUCUUUGUGGAUGACAACAUCAUCAGCGACGCCAUCCUGUGGAUGAUACAGCAUCAAAAAACGGACGGCAGCUUUCCAGAACCUGGCGUGGACCAAGCAGGGUCAGGGGUCAAGUUAACCUUGUUUGUACUGAUCUCACUACUAGAGAACCGUGAUGAUAUGAAGUUCCUGAAUGUUGAUGAGGCCAUACAAAAAGCCCUGUCCUACGCCGAACAGGAAGUUGCCAAGUUGGAUGAUCUCUACGUUCUCGCCAUGGCGUCUUACGCUUUCCAACUGGCCGGCAGCAACAUGACCCAAGCUGUUCUAGAUAAACUGGAGGCUGAGUCAACUCAGAAGUACGGCAUGAAGUACUGGCACCAGUCAGAUCAACCGAAGAUCAUCACGAGCCAUAGCCCCAACCCCACCAAGGCCGUUGACAUUGAGAUGACCGCCUACGUCUUGCUGACCUACACAAAGCGGGGCGACCUGGUGGCGGGCAAGAGCAUCAUGCAGUGGAUCACCAAACAGAGAAACGCCAACGGAUGCUUCACGUCCACACAGGAUACAGUCGUUGCCCUGAACGCCCUCAGCGAGUACUCCAAACAGACGUAUAGCAACAAAUUAAAACUCCACAUCACCACCCAGCUGGACGAUGAGUCUACCUACACUUUUGAUAUUAACAAUACCAACUUACUUCUGCUGCAGUCUAGAAAGAAUACAAAAGUACCAGCUCAAGUUGUGAUCACAGCCACUGGCUCAGGUCUGGCACUUGUUCAGGCUGCUGUAAGCUUCAACGUGCUGUCAGAUAUAGUGCCAGAAAACUUUAAUCUAAAAUUGGAAAUAGUAAAGGAGAAUCUCACCUACUUGGAUGUGGAAACUUGCACAAGAUGGAUAGGAAAGGGCACAAACAGCGCCAUGGCAGUCCAAGAGUUUGGUAUCCCAUCAGGCUUUGCAGCUGACCUUGACGACUUGACCAAGCUAGACAUCCUGAAGAGAGUCGAGACACAAAACAAGAAGGUCAUCCUCUACUUCGACAAGAUCGGCACGACGCCCGUGUGUUUAAACCUUAGAGUCAGACGAGUUGAUUUUGUUGCCAAGUCCCAGCCAGCUGCCGUCAGGGUCUAUGACUACUAUGAGCCACGCAACCAGGUGACAGUAUUCUACCAAUCACAACUUCUGAAAGACUCCACCAUCUGUGAUGUUUGCCGGGAAUGUGAGAAAUGUCAACCACCAAUUGAACAGGAAGAGCUAAAAGUCUUCCGACAGUUUUUUGUCAGCCUCAACCUCCCCUACUCUGUGACUCGUGAUGAGCAGCUGGCACUUCAAGCAAACGUCUUCAACUACCUGCCUGACGAUAUGCAGGUACAGGUGACGCUGGCCAAGUCUAAACGUUUCCACAACAUCUUCAUCGACACCACAGGAAACCAGGAACUGAAACAGGUUGAUGUUGUACAGGAUGUUCUGGUCAAGGCUGGUGAAGCCAAGUCUGUGUAUUUCCCCAUCGUCCCUGCUGACCUUGGUAGAAUUGACGUGGAGGUCAAGGCCCAAUCCACCAAGGCCGCUGACACCGUGCGCAGACAACUCCUGGUUGAGGCUGAAGGAGUCCCCAAGCAAUACAACGUCCCUGUCCUCAUCGACCUGACAGAUGGUAAAAAAACUUUCUCAAAGACCAUUGCCCUCACGCUGCCUAACAACGUAGUGAAGGGAUCUGAGCUUGUUAGAAUUUCAGCUGUCGGUGACCUGAUGGGUCCAACCAUAGCUGGACUUGGCUCCCUGCUCCAGAUACCAACCGGAUGUGGGGAACAAACCAUGCUUGACCUGGCAGCGGAUGUCUACGUCACAGAUUACCUGGACUGUGUCAAUCAACUGAAUGAAGACAUCAAGACCAAAGCCAUCGAUUUUAUGGAGAGUGGCUUCCAGGGUGUGCUGACCUACAAACACAGCGACGGAUCUUUCAGUGCUUUUGGUAACAGAGACAAGUCUGGCAGUAUGUGGCUGACAGCUUUUGUAGCCCGCGUCUUCCACCAGGCUAAAGGACACAUCUUUGUGGAUGAAAACAUCCUUAACGACGCCAUCCAGUGGAUGAUACAGCAACAAAAUACCGACGGCAGCUUUCCUGAACCUGGGGUGGUACUUAGCCGUACCAUUCAGGACCAAGCAGGUUCAGGGGUCAAGUUAACCCUGUUUGUUCUGAUCUCACUACUAGAGAACCUUGAUGACAUGAAGUACCUGAAUGUUGAUGAGGCCAUACAAAAAGCCCUGGCCUACGCUGAACAGGAAGUUGCCAAGUUGGAUGAUCUCUACGUUCUCGCCAUGGCGUCUUACGCUUUCCAACUGGCCGGCAGCAACAUGACCCAAGCUGUUCUAGACAAACUGGAGGCUGAGUCAACUCAGAAGGACGGCAUGAGAUACUGGCAGCAGCCAGAUCCACUGAAGAUCAUCACGCGCCAUAGCCCCAACCCCGCCAAGGCCGUUGACAUUGAGAUGACCGCCUACGUCUUGCUGACCUACACAAAGCGGGGCGACUUGGUGGCGGGCAAGAGCAUCAUGCAGUGGAUCACCAAACAGAGAAACGCCAAAGGAGGCUUCACGUCCACACGGGAUACCGUCGUCGCCCUGAACGCCCUCAGCGAGUACGCCAAACAGACGUACAGCAACAAAUUACAAGUCCACAUCACCACCCAACUGGACGAUGAGACUACCUACAACUUUGAUAUUGACAAGACCAACUCACUUGUGUUGCAGGCUAGAGAGAAUACAAAAGUACCAGCGCAAGUUGUGAUCACUGCUACUGGCUCAGGCAUGGCACUUGUUCAGGCUGCUCUAAGCUUCAACGUGCUGUCAGAUAUAGAGCCAGAACACUUUGAUAUAGAAUUGGAAAUAUCAUAUGAGGAUCUCAUCUACUUGGGUGUGAUAACUUGCACAAGAUGGAUAGGAAAGGGCACAAACAGCGCCAUGGCUGUCCAAGAGUUUGGUAUCCCAUCAGGCUUUGAGGCUGACCUUGAAAGUUUCACCGAGCUGGACAUCGUGAAGAGAGUCGAGACACAAAACAAGAAGCUCAUCCUCUACUUCGACAAGAUCGGCAGGUCGCCUGAGUGUUUUUACUUUAAAGUCAGACGAGUUGAUUUUGUUGCCAAGUCACAGCCAGCUGCCGUCAGGGUCUAUGACUACUAUGAGCCAAGUAAUCAGGUGACAGUGUUCUACCAAUCACAACUUCUGGAAGAUUCCACCAUCUGUGACGUCUGCCGGGAAUGUGAAAACUGUCCACCAGUAACUGAACAAGAAGAGGUCGAAAGUGACUUAUGGGAUAAAUGCAAAGCUAUCUUCGAUUGGUGUGCGGAAAUAAUCUUUGAUAUUAUUCAUCUUUUAUAGCAAGGAAAAUCUUAAAUCAAAGAAAAUGCGGCUUUUAAACAAGUCUUUGUUUGUAUUACCUUACAUUUGUUUAAAUCUUUUACUAAUUUAUAUAAAUAUUAUAAAUCGCUUUAUAUUAGCUUUUAAAUACCUAAUUUUCUUUAUUGGUAUAGACUUUUAAACUUACCAACAACGCUUAAAGAAAUGAUUUGCGUUUUAUCCAAAAUGUAUUUUCU